Molecule: messenger RNA, 3748 nt
Organism: Aspergillus calidoustus
Lineage: Eukaryota; Fungi; Ascomycota; Eurotiomycetes; Eurotiales; Aspergillaceae
Source: the annotation of a GenBank genome assembly
AUCAGGAACCAGCAGCCCACCAGCCAAAUCAAAUAGCCAUUCUAUAUCAUGGCUAAAGGCAAGGGAAAGCAGUCCACUGGGGCAAACUCGGUCCCGGUCAAAGGUAGUGCCAUCAAAGAGGCUCCCAAAGCCGACACUGAGGCAGACACUUUCCCUCAAAUUGAGGAGAGCGCUUUUGCGGGUCUCCGCCAAAAGAUCGAGCAGAGGCUGAAGGACGGGGCGAACAAGCAAAAUUCCAAGACUAACAAGUCCAAACCGGCUCCUGUCGAAGAUGCGAAGAAGCCUAAGCAAAGUCCUGCGAAAUCCGAUGCGAAAUCGAAAUCUGGCUCCGACAAGAACAAUCAAGGCAAGAAGCGCGAUCGCAACGGCGAUGUGAUUGCUAGGGAUGAGAAGAAACAGGACAAGUCGCAGAAUCCGGCGAAUAAGGACGGUUACGAUACUCUCAGGCAGGAAAUUCUGGCUCUCGGAGGGACAGAGGAGGAUUUUGAAAUGCUUGCGGGAGUCGACUCGGAAGAAGAGGAUGCAGACACUUCCGAGAAGUCAAAAGGAAAUUCAGACGAUGCAUCGCUGCGGAAGGAAUUGUCCAGCAUCUUGGCUGCCGCUGGCCAAUUCGUGCCCGAUGACCUCGAAGAUGAGGACGUUGAAGAGGAGGUGGACGGCGAGGAAGAUGACGAGGAAGUAGAGGAAGAUGAGGAUGAGGAAAAGGAAUCCGAAGAGGCUGCUGAGUCCGACGAGCCUAGCUCAGAGAGCGAAUUAGCUGAGGAACCCUCGAAAAAGGAACCGAAGCAGCCGGCGAAAAAGGAGGUUAAACAAUCAGAACCCGAAGUGGUCUUCCCGAAAGAAUUCUCAAAGCUUGUGAGUACAGUCAAGCUCACCAUUGAGUCCGAUACUAAUUGAUAUAGACCGUCCGACCCAGAUCCGAUUGGUUCAUGACUGAGCUUCCUCCUGUUUCCUCCAAACAAACUACCGGACUUCCCCGACAUCUAGUGGAUCGCGUCUACAACCAUGCGGUUUCGCUCCUCGAGAAAGAGAACAAGAUGUAUGCGGACGCUCAGCAAGCCUCGGCAUCCUCCUCGUACAAGUUCUACAGCACGAUCAUGACCACCGGUACUCUCAGUGAUAAGAUUUCGGCUUUGACGCUGGCCGUACAAGAGUCGCCUUUGCAUAAUACAAAGUCGCUGGAGAACCUGAUUGCUCUUGGAAAGAAGCGCAGUCGUGCGCAGGCGGUGGAAGUCCUUCGCUCGCUGAAGGAUAUGUUUGGCCAGGGUACACUACUUCCGGGUGAUAGGCGACUUCGCUCCUUCGCGAACCAGCCGUGUCUGGUUGCUGCUUUCCAGGAUGUCGGAAGAUGGUCUGAGGGGUCUCCUCUCCCAGGUGGUCUCCAGAACAGCCAUCUGAUAUUAUGGGCCUACGAGCACUUCCUCAAGGAGCAGUACUUUGAGGUCCUCAAGAUUCUCGAGGUGUGGUGUAACGACGAGAUUGAGUUCUCCCGUUCCAGAGCAGUCAGUUAUGUCUACGAACUCCUCAAGGAGAAGCCCGAGCAGGAAGCCAACUUGCUCCGACUACUAGUCAACAAGCUCGGCGACACAUCCAAGAAGAUUGCUUCGCGGGCGUCUUACCUGCUCUUGCAGCUAGAACAAGCGCAUCCUCUGAUGAAGCCGACGAUUGUCAAGUCGGUGGAAGAAGUGCUGUUCCGGCCGGGGCAGAGCCAGCACGCCAAGUACUACUCGAUCAUCACCUUGAACCAAACCGUUCUGAGCAUUAGGGAGGAGGAAGUUGGCGUUCAGUUGCUCGACAUCUACUUUGCUCUUUUCGUCUCGUUGCUGAAGCCUAACAAGAAUCAAAAGUUCAAGGGAGACAAGAAGCACAGCAAGGGCAAGAAUCAAAAGGGGAAGAACCAAAAACAAAACGACAACUCCGAAGUUCAAACCGAGGAAAUGCAGGACAAGCUGGUCUCCGCGGUUUUGACUGGUGUGAACCGAGCUUAUCCUUUCACAAGCUCAAACACUGAGAGGCUCUCGAAGCAUAUUGAAACACUAUUCCGCAUCACCCAUUCGUCAAACUUCAACACCAGCAUUCAAGCUCUUAUGUUAAUCCAGCAAAUAACGUCAACUCACCAGGUAUCCUCCGAUCGCUUCUACAGAACUCUUUACGAAUCUCUCCUCGAUCCUCGUGUGGCCACGUCGUCCAAGCAGUCUCUUUACCUCAACCUGUUGUUCAAGGCAUUGAAGAACGACGUAAACAUUCGACGUAUCAAGGCGUUUGUGAAGCGUAUUGUGCAGGUCCUUGGGUUACACCAACCGUCCUUCAUUUGUGGUGUCUUUUACCUGAUUCGGGAACUUGAGAAGACUUUCAGAGGCCUACGGUCCCUGUAUGACCAGCCGGAAGACAACGAAAGCGACGACGAAGAAGUGUUCAGAGAUGUCCCUGAUGAGGAUGACGAGAAUCAGGAACAAGCUCCGGUUCCUGAGGAGAAGCCGCGCAAACCGCUCAACGGCUACGAUCCUCGCAAACGCGAUCCAGAGCACAGCAAUGCCGAUAAGACUUGUCUCUGGGAAAUACUACCUUACCUGUCCCACUUCCACCCCUCCGUGUCCGUUAACGCGGAGCAUCUGCUUGAGAACCGAACGAUGAGCGGAAAGCCCGAUAUGACGAUACACACCUUGACUCACUUCUUGGACCGAUUUGUCUACAGAACACCCAAGGCCUCAGCCGGUACGCGUGGAUCUUCGCUCAUGCAGCCGCUUGCUGGUAGCGAUGCGAAGGACCGGUUGGUAACAGCCGGUAAGCACGCCCAGGCACUGCCGCUCAACUCGGAGGCAUUCUGGAAGAAGAAGGCAGAAGACGUUUCCGCAGAGGAUGUCUUCUUCCACGAAUACUUCAGCCGCCUUGGCAAGGACAAGGAGAAGGCUCAUAAGAAGAAGACUAAGAAGGAUAUUGUCGAACGUGAUGAAGAGGGUGACGAGGAUCUCAGCGAUGCCGAGUCAGAGAUCUGGAAGGCCCUGGUUGAUUCACGGCCAGAGCUCGACGGCGCGGAAAGUGACGACGACCUCGACCUGGAUGACCUCGAGUCGGCAUACGAUCAAUCCGAUGAAGCAGAGGGUGAUGAUGACGAGGUCAUAUUCAACGACGAAUCCGACGAGGAGAUGGAGGAUCUCGAGGACGAAUUCGAAGAGGAGGUCGAGAAGCCAGCUGCCAAGUCGAAGAAAUCCAAGAGCAAGGAAGACGAGUUCGACGAGGAAGACCCCUUCGACAUGGAUGUUUCAGACGAAGAAGCCUUCGUCGGCAGCGACGAAGAGCUCCCGUCAGAUGUGGAACUUGGUGGAGUGGAGCUCCCCAAGGACGACGACAAGAGCGAUCGAAAGAAGAGACGCAAGCUCAAGCACCUGCCGACAUUUGCAUCGGUGGACGACUAUGCGGCUUUGCUUGCUGGGGAGGACGAAGGGAUGUAAUAGACAGACUAUAUCCGAGGCCAUGCCUGCACAUACAUACAAAACAUUUUCAGGGUCGUUCCAAAUUACUCCUUGUAGAAAGUUGCCCUGCAUAUCUAGUUGCCUGAACUUAACCCCUUACUUGACCUGAAACUUAGCGAUUCCCACGAGGCAUGAAGAUGCACCGUUGAGUUUAGCUUGGGGAGGCGUGGAGACUGUCCGGAAUCGAGCGUAGCGUAACUCUGGCGGCGGCGCCUCAGACAACGUUCGCCCACUUGGUAAGAUUUCCUCCACCUUGUGUGGGCGAAGAACUUGGG